Lacerta agilis (Sand lizard) is the source of this 1327-nucleotide messenger RNA. Its product is annotated as nucleoside diphosphate-linked moiety X motif 19-like. The record is from RefSeq and is a predicted model, not a curated record. The coding region runs from base 19 to 1182 and encodes 387 amino acids. The transcript is spliced from 3 exons. NCBI's taxonomy places the organism in Eukaryota, Metazoa, Chordata, Lepidosauria, Squamata, Lacertidae. Gene Ontology annotation, cellular component: mitochondrion. Gene Ontology annotation, molecular function: hydrolase activity, acting on acid anhydrides, in phosphorus-containing anhydrides.
GAGGCCGAGGCGCGCAACAUGGGCUGGCGGUUGCGGCACUGGCGGGAGGCGGCGACGCUGCUGCUAGCGGCAGGUGGGCCGUGCGCGUCUCCCCCUCGGCCCACGGCGGCAGCGGGCGUCUUCGACUACGAGCUGCUCCUCCUGCGGCGGAGCCCGCGCAGCGCCUUCCUGCCCAGUGCUCACGUCUUCCCGGGCGGCGUGGCGGACGCGGCCGACUUUUCGUCCGACUGGCUGCAGCUGCUGCCAGGCGGGCCGCGCUGCGGGCUGGGCUCGGUGCGGGGUGAGUGCCCGAGGGCACCGCUCUUCGCCGCCGAGCGCCCGGAGCUGGGCUCGCCGCUGCCGGGAGACGUGGCCUUCCGCCUCUGCGCCAUCCGCGAGGCCUUCGAAGAAGCCGGAGUCCUCUUGGUACUGCCCGGCCCGGUGGCUGAUGCCGCCGCCGCCGCCGCUGCCAGCGCGGACCCGGCCCGCCUGCUGCCAGCCGAGCGCCUCCCGCCGUCCUCGGAACUGGCUGAUUGGCGGCUGCGGGUGCAGCGGCAGCCCAGCAGCUUCUUGCAGCUGUGCCGGCAUCUGAGCUGCGUGCCCAACAUCUGGGCGCUGCGCGAGUGGAGCAACUGGCUGACCCCCGUGGGCCGUGCGGGGCGAGGCGGCCGCCGCUACGACACCGCCUUCUACCUCUGCUGCCUCGGGCAGGCUCCGCCGGUCGCCUCGCACGACGACAGGGAGGUGACGGCCUGCCAGUGGUCAACGCCCUCGGAAGCUGUUGAACUCUUUAAGUCCCAAGACAUCUCAAUAGCACCACCUCAAUUUUAUGAAUUCUGCAGACUCUGCAAUUUCACAUCACUUCAUGAUCUGCAUAGGUUUGCCUCUGAACGAGCCUUAGAAGGAUGUGAGCGUUGGAUGCCUGUUCUGAUGAUUGCUUCAGAUGGCCAUAUGCAGAUUUUACCAGGUGAUGAGCUAUAUCCAGAAGAUCCCGAUUUUACAGGAGAAAGAAAACCAAUGUUGAUGACAGAUAAAAAGAUUGAAGAUCUAAUGAAAGGCACCAGUAGACUUCACCGGAUAGUGACACAAGACCAUAAGAAUGUGAAUAUCUAUGUGAAUAUCCAACCCAAAUAUAAACACAUCAAUCCAAUAACAAUGGACUUUAAAAGGGGAAAUAAUUCAGAUUGCAAUAGUAAAUUAUAAUAUUUUAAAAAUAGUUUACAUAUUUUUAUACCUACCAACGCAAUGGCAGUUCCUGAAUAAGCUGCCCUGGGAGCUUCACAUCUUGCUAAGCAACAUGUAUUUCAAACGUAGCUGGGAUUAAUACAUUCUUGUGCCACUUUAUCUA